AUAAAUAAAAUCUGUAAUGCAAGUAAGCCCAGAAUUAUAACUGUAAACGGUGAGGCCCAUGCUAAACCCGAGCUAUGAUCUCGUGAGAUUAGGCGGUGGGUUAAGAUCAACGGCUGUGACAGUAUCAAACAAUCGGACGGUUGAUAUGCUUUAUCACUCGCAUAUAAAAAGAAAACUUCCUUCUCCGUUCUCUCUUUGCAGCAUAGCAUCCACAACAAAUAUCGAAAGCAAGAGAGAAGAUAUACAUAGAGAGAGACUAGAGAGAAGACGAUCAAUGGUGUUACCUGGUGAGGGAGACCGGAAGCAUGAGAGACCGACGAAGAAGGCUCUCCACAAUUUCAGGUUCCCGCACUUGAAUUGGGGAACUCAGCAAACUAUGAGGUGCGUGAAGGUCGAACCUCACGGUGGCUCCGGCGGCGAGGAAGGGAUCGAGGAGUUUAGGGAGAAGAUGAUGUCGGACAUCAGAACGGUGAGAGAAUCUAUAUUUAGACAACACAAAGAGGAGGAAGAGGACACGAAGGAGAAAGAUGAAGCAGAACAGCCGAAGAAGGAGACGGAGACGGAGAGGGAGGUGUCUCCGCCGGAAGAGACGGCGGAGGUGAAGAGGUGGAACUUAAGAAAGAGAAGAGGAGACUGUGAGGAUUCGUUUAUAGGAUUAGGGUUUGGGUUUGUGGAGGAGGAGAAAGUGAAUACGUCGAUAAGGUGCAAGUUCAUCUUGUCGCUGACGAAGAAAGAGGUGGAAGAUGAUAUGAUUAAGAUGGGUAAAGCACCACUGCGACGACCCAAGAAACGUCCCAAAGCGCUUCAGAAAAAGAUCAAUUUGCUGCAUCCAGGUUUUUAUUUUAGUGAGGAAGUUACUGAAGAUAUCUACCAUGUCUCGGAUGCCGCCGAGAAGGGGAAGGUAACAUCUUUCAUAAUCCCAUGAUUUUAUUUUUUUGACCUAUUUCGUAUUGUAACUAAUCAUGCAUAUUUGUUUACUAAUUCUGUAGAGAUGAUGGUGACGAUGAUGAUGGAUGGUUCUAGUUGAGGUUUUUUUUUUGCUGACUUAUGGAGUUUCUUGAAGUUGGAGUGUGAUCAUAUGAUUGAUAUCAGAAAGUUGAAGCCUAAGAUGCUUUUCUCAGUUUUGUUUUUUUAGCUUUUCUUUUGUUAGAAUUUGAUUUUGGGAGAAGUAUGUAGGUUCUGAUGUAGUUUGAAUAUUCUCUUUUUUUUUUUUUUCAGUAAAUCAGCAAACGAACAACCUAAAAUAGAGGAUUUAACAUUUUCACCAAAUCUUGCCUUUUGUGACUAUCCAAGAUACAUAGAUUUAGACCUUUGGUGUCAUGUGUUAUUUAGACCAUCCCUCUAUUGUCUGAUUACUGCAAGCGCGCUUGCCUACCAACAAUGAUCGUUUAAGUUGCUAACGCAAUGACAUUUUCGCUUGAUCAAGACUUUUUUGUGAGUGUUUUUGCCGUCAUGAUUCUCUUUUGGGUGCAUUCUCUGUAAGAAGCUGCUACAUCGUUAAUUCAUGGAGUGUGUGCUAACGAAAAGUGACCUAUUUAGUUCCGUGUGUGUGCUUUUCUUUUUCCGUGUUUGAUUGUUUUCGUGAGCCUGAUUCACUGCCUAGCGGUUUUAUGUUUUCCGGUCUGGUUCAAUCCAGUUAACCAAACGGUUAUCAUCGACUUUACUUGUAAAAGCUUACUUGUUUCAAACCAACGUACAAAACAAAUAUGGUAGUGUUUUUUACUUUUUAUAAUAUGCUAAAAAUCGAUCUUGUUAUUGCGUUUCCAUUAUCGGAGAAUUUCAUAUAUAAUUUAAAUGCACUAAUUAAAUAAUAUUUAUACUUAUCGGAUAAAUUUUGCAGUUGAGAUUUCUAGAUCUAUAUCUAUCUAUCUAAAAUAUAAAGAUAAUUCUUUUAUAUUGUGUUGUUAUCUUGAAAUAAUAUUUUAGAUUUUUAAAAUAAGAUAUAAUUAAUGUCAUUGUUACUCUUAAUGAAUUUAUAUUUUUUUAUUAUAUAAUUAAAAAAUAAUUAUAUAUUAAUAAUAUCAUAUUUUAAAAAGUGAAGAUAAUUUUAUAUAUUGUGUUGUUAUCUGAUUCUUAUAUAUAUUUUUAUUAUAUAAUUAAAAGCGAAUUUUAUAUUAACAAUAUCAUAUUUUUUUAAAGAUAAUUUUUAUAUAUUGUGUUAUUAUCUUGAAAUAAUAUUUUUCUAUUAUAAAAAAAUUAAAAUUUAAAAUACACAAUAUAAUCAAAUAUUAAUCAAGAAAAAACAUUUGCAUAAAGAUAUUUUCUAAAAUAUUUUUAAUAUGUGAAUGUUUCUAAUGAAAGUUUUUCUCAUAUAUAAAUAAUUUGAUGUUUGAUUUAAAUUUUUUAAAUACCUGGAUAAUAAUUUAUUGUGCUGAGUUGAUUUAAACUAAUAAAUAUAUUAGUAAUAAAGUUAUAGCACCUAGUUUACAUUAAAUAUUGAAAAUAAUAGUUAUAUCUAGCUGGUAUUAAUUUGAUUAUGUGAAAUUUUAUCGGAGUCAGUUCUAAGUAUUAGAAAGCUGGAAACUAAAAGAAAAAACUGAGCCAACCUCUCAUACUUUCAACAUUUAUUUGAAAAGCAACCAAUUUGAAAAUUUGAAAACAAACCCGAGGUAAGAGCAGCAAUAGUAUACGGCGAACUCUAGUUCGAACCCCGCUGGCCACACGGAUAUGGGCUAUUGCUUUCGGUUCAUUUGAAUGCCCAGGAGAGGGUCUAUCCGUGGGCUGUACCUCCACCCGGAGGUUAGGUCUGUGUCUUUAAUAGACCCGGGUUUAACCCUUUUUAAUUCAAAAAAAAA
Molecule: messenger RNA, 2795 nt
Organism: Brassica rapa (field mustard)
Lineage: Eukaryota; Viridiplantae; Streptophyta; Magnoliopsida; Brassicales; Brassicaceae
Source: RefSeq, a predicted model, not a curated record